CCUUGUUUCCUCCGGACUCUUUAUGUGGACGGAACUCUUUUUGUUCCGGUUGGUGAUGUUGCAUGCUGUGGAUUUUAUCCAGAAUAAAAGUAGUAGCUGCAGCUCAUCUGAACGGCCACAAUGGGAAUCCUGGAGAAAAUCGCCGAAAUAGAAAAAGAGAUUUCGAGGACACAGAAAAACAAAGCCACCGAAUAUCAUCUAGGUUUGUUAAAGGCCAAGUUAGCCAAAUAUCGAGCUCAGUUACUGGAACCCUCCAAGUCAGCGGGGGCCAAAGGCGAGGGCUUUGAUGUCAUGAAAUCAGGGGAUGCUCGUGUUGCUCUUAUCGGUUUCCCCUCCGUGGGUAAGUCCACCUUUCUUAGUUUGAUGACAUCAACAGCAAGUGAAGCUGCUUCCUACGAAUUCACCACCCUUACAUGCAUACCUGGUGUCAUCGAGUAUAAAGGGGCAAACAUCCAGUUGUUAGAUUUGCCAGGAAUCAUUGAGGGUGCAGCCCAAGGUAAGGGUCGAGGUCGGCAGGUCAUCGCUGUUGCUAGGACUGCAGAUGUUGUCAUCAUGAUGUUGGAUGCCAACAAAGGAGAUGUUCAGAGGGCACUUCUCGAAAAAGAGUUGGAAUCUGUGGGAAUCAGACUGAACAGGAGAAGACCUAACAUUUAUUUCAAGCAAAAGAAAAGUGGCGGCCUAUCCUACAACUCCACAGUUCCUCUCACUCACUGCUCAGAGAAGCUGGUGCAGCUCAUCCUUCACGAAUACAAAAUCUUUAAUGCAGAAGUUCUGUUCCGGGAGGACAGCACGCCUGACGAGUUCAUAGACGUCAUUGUCGGAAACAGAGUUUACAUGCCGUGUCUAUAUGUAUACAAUAAAGUGGAUCAAAUUUCCAUCGAGGAGGUUGACCGUCUGGCUCGCACACCCAACAGUGUUGUCAUCAGUUGUGGGAUGAAGCUAAACCUGGAUUACCUUCUGGAGAAACUUUGGGAAUACCUGGCUCUCAUUUGCAUUUAUACGAAGAAACGAGGAGAGCGCCCAGACUUCAGUGAUGCUAUCAUUAUGAGAAGAGGAGCAUCUGUAGAACAUGUGUGCCAUCGAAUCCACAGAACCUUAGCCAGCCAGUUCAAGUACGCCCUGGUUUGGGGAACCAGUACCAAAUACAGCCCUCAGCGGGUUGGACUAGCACACAUCAUGGAGCACGAGGAUGUCAUCCAGAUUAUUAAAAAGUAAAACUUGUGAUCGGAUGGCGAUAGAAGGGAAGGAACCACAACUGCGAGGGAGGCGUGGAGCUAAAAUAAAUCAUUGUACACUAAAUGUACAGCAAAUUUAAAACAGUCAUACUUCAUAUUUUGUACACAAAAGUUAACAAAAAAAUCCCCCUGCAAAUACAUUCAGAGACAUACCAGGAACUGAUCUUUUACCUUUUGAUUUAAAAAAAGAAAAAAGAUACUGUAAGAAAAUAAAGUUCCUAAAUGUUUCAACA
Molecule: messenger RNA, 1468 nt
Organism: Thalassophryne amazonica
Lineage: Eukaryota; Metazoa; Chordata; Actinopteri; Batrachoidiformes; Batrachoididae
Gene: drg2
Product: developmentally regulated GTP binding protein 2
Exons: 14
Coding region: 121-1215 (364 amino acids)
Biological process (GO): cytoplasmic translation
Cellular component (GO): cytoplasm
Molecular function (GO): GTPase activity; GTP binding
Source: RefSeq, a predicted model, not a curated record